This is a messenger RNA of Drosophila suzukii, 751 nucleotides long. The record is from RefSeq and is a predicted model, not a curated record. NCBI's taxonomy places the organism in Eukaryota, Metazoa, Arthropoda, Insecta, Diptera, Drosophilidae.
AUGUGGGACAGCCUGGGCCGGAGCAUCUGCAUCUGCGUCCGCUGCCGCCGUGGUGUUCCCAACUGGAGACGGAAACUAAGUUUCGACGACGUGGGCUUCGAGCAAUCGAACUCAUUCGAGGAGCUGGAGGCCAGUGGCUCCAGCCAGUCACCACUCCAUCCUCACUCAUCAUUCGAGGAGCUGGAGGCCAGUGGCUCCAGCCAAACUACUCUCCAUCCUCACUCAUUAUUCGAGGAGCUGGAGACCAGUGGCUCCAGCCAAAAAACUCUCCAUCCUCACUCACCCUUCGAGGAGCUGGAGGCCAGUGGCUCCAGCAAGUCAACUCUCCAUGGCUCACCCGAGACAGAGACCCUCGCCCACUCGUCGCCCUUGCAGCCUCUGAGCCACAUACGAAACACCGAGGACCUAAAGGCAGGCGAGGUCUCAUGGUUCCCACAAGCCAAGACAUGGAGACUAAACGUGGAUGAGAUCCGCAAGGUCUACCGGGACAGGCUAGAGAGGGUUCAUGACUGCUUGGAGUGCGGCGUCAUCCUCCACAGCCACAAAGCCCUAGCCGAGCAUGAGAAGUUGGACGACCACGUCCAGGAAAAGGAGCGAAUCGAAAAUUUUUUUAAUUCCAAGGCCUUUAUAAACCCCCAAGACGCAGAGCCGAUCGCGGAGCCGGAGACCGUUGCCGAUAUAAUGGGUCUCAUAAUGGACGAGUCCUUCCCUGACUUGUUCCAAUAAACAUAUAUAUAUAAUAUAUUCAUUA